Molecule: messenger RNA, 1527 nt
Organism: Diaporthe citri
Lineage: Eukaryota; Fungi; Ascomycota; Sordariomycetes; Diaporthales; Diaporthaceae
Exons: 2
Coding region: 1-1527 (508 amino acids)
Source: RefSeq, a predicted model, not a curated record
AUGACACCACAUAAGAGGCGCGAAAGCAUCCCUCGCAUCUUCCGGGCCACUGUCCGACCCAUCAAGGAAUUCUUGAAAACAUCACGGCGCGAGCGGUCCGUGGCGGCACCGGAGGCAGAGCCCAGUUCGCCAGGUCUUGUUCCUAGCAUCCAUCCGGGGCUUCCAACACCGGACCCAACCCCCUCCAAGCGGAAGGCAUCGACCUCAGCACCCUCUUCACCGACGACAACUCGGCCUCAGAGUAAGCGCCAGCUCCUAAAGCUACCGUUGAACCUCUUUCCCAGGAAAUUCCACAGUUCGGGCCAGUUUCCGUCACCCCCAGCUGGCCCUAGCCCCCAGUUGUUAGUUCCGUGGCAGACGGGGACAGCCCUCGACGCAGCGGCGGACUACGAGAGCGACAGGGUCUCAGUGCAGAGAUCCUGCCAGGCUUCCAGAAGCGCCGGCAGUCUGGCAUCCGAUCGGGGCCGGGCUCGGGCAUCUGCCCGGGCAUCAGACCAAAGUGAUGCAAAUCGAGUGCUGAAGACGAUCAAAGAUCUCAAGAGCGAAACGUACAAGGUUGAGACAGUAGGACAGGGUGGAAAGUACCUGGUUCAACGGAAACUUCAAAGGCCUGGCUACAAACUGCUGUUGAGGAAAUUGGCAGAGGAGGAUAAGAAAUUCGAAGGGAAGGACAAAAGUAUUCUGCAGGAAUAUGUCAAAAAGGAACUCCGGCAAGUCCACCGGAUUUCUACCCCAAUUAUGGCAGCUGUGCUCAUGGGUAAUAGUUACGACUACAUUCCUCGCCCUUGCAAAGGUGAGAAACAGUUCAUGGUCCACAUGCCGUCCCAUAUGCACGAGGGCAUGGCGGGGGCGCUCAACAAAGUGAUCAUCGAAUGGCUCGGUCAAGUAAAAAAUGGGCAACACUGCAAAAUCGAUGACACUCUGAAGACGACAAAGAUGGUUGCACAAGAGAUGGACUCCUUUUUAGCCACACGCGUGAAAGUCAACCAUGAAACUCGCCAGGAACCAGACCUCUCCUUCAGCUAUAAAGCAGGCCGGACUGCCGGUCUCGUAGUUGAGGUAGCAUGGUGUCAGUACAAAUUGAAAUUGGCAGAAAGAGCCGAUCGAUACAUCAGAGGAACCGAGGGCAAAGUCCGCACUGUCAUCGGUAUCAAUUUGAAUGACAUAUAUAAGGGCGGGAAGGAGGCGUGGUUCUCCGUAUGGAAUGCCAAGUUUGACGGGUCAAGCAAACGUUGGACCCGAGAGAUCACAGUUGACCAAAAGAUUUUCAUCGACAGCGAUGGAGAUCCUGUCGAAGAGUGCGAGUUGUGCCUUUCCCUCAAAGAUUUCGUAUCUGAACAGGCGGCGAGUAGAAUAGGAGACUUUGAAGAUGUGUCGAUCAAGAUCUCCUCGAAAGAACUUCACCAAUUUUAUAUGAGGUCACUUCAGCCGCAGUUAUGUGCCGAGAUAGAUGAUGAGCGGGAACUGGUAAGAGAGGAAGUGAAAGAGGACCUUGAAAAUAUCUCGGAGGUGGAAAAGACCUUGUAA